Labrus bergylta (ballan wrasse) is the source of this 5855-nucleotide messenger RNA. RefSeq names its product MINDY lysine 48 deubiquitinase 2 (gene mindy2). NCBI's taxonomy places the organism in Eukaryota, Metazoa, Chordata, Actinopteri, Labriformes, Labridae. The record is from RefSeq and is a predicted model, not a curated record. Gene Ontology annotation, molecular function: cysteine-type carboxypeptidase activity; K48-linked deubiquitinase activity; cysteine-type deubiquitinase activity. Gene Ontology annotation, cellular component: cell periphery; cytosol. Gene Ontology annotation, biological process: protein K48-linked deubiquitination.
CACUCGCAGAGUUGUCAUGGCGUCUUUGGGACCGAAGCUGCUGCUGAAAUUUAGCUAAAAUCUGUCGACAGCCUGCAAAUCAAAAUGGAGAAAAAUGCAAACCUGCAUCGAGACACUGAUGGGAGCUCGUUGUGUGCCACGAUUGCGGGCAAGAUGGGCGAUGUUUCGGCUGUUGGAGGAGUGAAAGGAGCAGCCGAGAAAUGCAAGAAUAGUGAGGCUGCUCUCAGUACUUUGGUUAACGUUAGUUGCAAUAACAGCACCACAAAUGUUGGUACUCCUAGCGCUGUUAAUGUCACAUCCAGUGCUGGUAAGUCUAACUUGACAGAGGUGAUCGAAGUCCUUUCAGUGCAGGAGGAGGAGGACAAGAAGAAGAAGGACACUGAGGCUAGCGGAUCGUUGUCGGGGUCCGGGGAUCGGAUCAGUAACGGGAUGGGGCAUAACUCGUUGCUGGGUGUAGGAGAUAGCGAGGGUGGUGCCUCAAAGUUAGUAAACAACAAACCCGACGGCCCGUCCUCACCUCCCUCUAAGGAGAUUACAGAUGUGCAGGCUGAGGUUUUGGUUUGUGGAGAAAGUGAAUCGACAAAACUUGUCAAACCGACUCAUCUUUGUCCGGACAAUGUAACCACAGCGCACGGCAAGUCUGGACUGUCCGGGGAGCACACCUUAUCGGAGGGAUUGCCGAGUGGGAGUGACCCCGAUCCCAGCCUCGGAGGAGAGUCCAGAAGCAUAGAUUCACUCGAGUCUUUCUCCAACCUGAACUCCUGCCCCAGCUCCGACCUGAACAGUGAGGGGCUGGAGGACGGAGGACUGGCCCUGGCCCUGAAGAACGAAUACGGGGCCGAUGGAACAAAGACUGCGUGCGCUAAGGACCGGGCCGCCGGCCAGUCCAUAUACCACAUUAAGUGGAUCAAGUGGAGGGAGGAGAACACGCCGAUCAUCACCCAGAACGAGAAUGGUCCCUGUCCAUUACUGGCAAUUAUGAACGUCCUGUUGCUUGCAUGGAAGGUUAAGAUGCCUCCCAUGAUGGAAAUUAUCACUGCUGAGCAACUGAUGGAGUAUCUUGGGGACUACAUUCUGGAAACCAAGCCUAAAGAGAUAUCGGAAGCCCAGCGGCUAAACUAUGAGCAGAACAUGAGCGAUGCCAUGGCAGUGUUGCACAAGCUGCAGACAGGUCUGGAUGUGAAUGUCAAGUUCACAGGGGUGCGAGUCUUCGAGUACACCCCAGAAUGCAUCGUAUUUGAUCUGCUGGACAUCCCUCUCUACCACGGCUGGCUGGUUGACCCCCAGAUGCAUGACAUUGUCAAGGCAGUGGGCAAUUGCAGUUACAACCAGCUGGUGGAGAAGAUAAUAUCCUGCAAACAGUCUGAGAACAGUGAGCUAGCAGGGGAAGGCAUCGUUGCAGAGCAGUUUCUGAGCAGCACAGCCACACAGCUGACCUAUCAUGGCUUAUGUGAGCUCACAUCCACUGUGCAGGAGGGAGAGCUCUGUGUCUUUUUCAGGAAUAACCAUUUCAGCACCAUGAUCAAAUACAAGGGCCAGCUGUACCUCCUGGUCACUGAUCAAGGUUUCCUGACGGAAGAGAAGGUAGUCUGGGAGAGUCUACACAAUGUUGACGGAGACGGCAACUUCUGCGAUUCCGAGUUCCGGUUGCGACCUCCUUCUGAUCCAGAGACUGUAUAUCGAGGACAGCAGGAUCAGAUAGACCAGGACUAUCUGAUGGCCCUGUCGUUGCAACAGGAGCAGCAGAGUCAGGAUCUACAGUGGGAGCAACUCCCAGAAGGCAUCAGCGACCUGGAACUGGCCAAAAAGCUGCAGGAAGAAGAGGACCGACGAGCAUCGCAGUACUACCAGGAGCAAGAGCAGGAGCAGGCGGCUGCAGCAGCAGCACAGGCACAGCAGGGCCAGCAGGAGCCUGCUGAGGUAGACGAGUUAGACAGAGGAGGUGCAGGAGGAGGAGCAGCAGGCGGCGCAGGGACGGCGGCAGCAGCCGGAACCACGGCCAGCCCGGGAAAACAAUCCUCAAGCAGCGAGCGCAAAGCCAAGAAAGAAUCGAAGGAUAAAGACAAAUGUGUUAUUUUGUAACAUACAGCGUGUCUGUGUGACUGUGCGUGAGUGUUUUGUGCAUUUGCUUUUCUGUGAGAAAGGGGACGCGACCCCCCCUACUCGGCAACAAAUAAGGGAAGGAGACACUUGAGGAGGGGACGCGACAAGACUAACAGAGGAUCUGCUGCUCCCAAACCACUGGUGCCUGCUAUCCUCUAUCCUCAGUAGAACCUGGACACCAGAGGAAGGGACACUACAACGACAACUACCCCUGUAUCUUUCAUAGAGUCAGCCAAACUUUGUUACAAGUUGCACAGUGCACUAUAUUUGUGAUGUGGGGUGGUAUGUUUUAUAGCAAGACACAAUCUGAAGAAACAAAACAUCACACUCAACAUUUUUUAAAUGAUUAAUUUCAUUCAUUUUCAUUUUUUGCAGCUUAUAAGCUUUUUGUUGUACUUAUCAAUAUUUACAAAACGUAUAUAUAUGGAAAGACACAAUCUUUUGGUUUCAGUUGAGUUUUUUUAAGUAAGCUGUUGAUGCCAAGAUUCACAUUUUAAGUUUGUAUCCAUGUAAGAGGAAUAUUUUGGGAGAGGUUUAUUUCUUCUGUGAGCUGAGAGGGGUUUUCUCUGUUAGAAAUCAUUGUAACAGUAUGUUUUCCCCUGUGAAACACUAUGUUCUGAAGGGUGAAUUAACACCAGAUAGAUGCCAGAUACUGUGGCUACAGUGACAGUACUCAUCACAGUUUGCCCUGUUCAGAUUUGCCUUACCAGAGUAUGGCGGUGUUGUAUUCUGCUCUGUUUGAAUGUGUGUGGUAUGUACAGUACAUGUGUGCUAUGUGGUAUAACAGCAUGUUUAAACAUGUCUCAUUUACUUAGCAUCACUGAUGUAACAGAUUUCAUUUUGGAAAUAGCCAAUUUUUUGUAGUGCUUAAGCUACAAAUUGGAGACAUUAAAUGUCUUUUUUUGUUUUUCAGAAAAACAUUCUUGGGACAGUCAAGCUGAGAAUUAUGUUGCAGGAUUGAACUGAGGAAAUGUGUCCGAGUCUGUAUAUUGGUAGGAGAUCAACCCUGAGAGUAUAAGGUGGUUCUGGGAGGCCCUUUUUUCCCCCCUUUUCACAGGCACUAUCAUUAACUCCUUUCUUAGUUUUUAUAUGUUAGAGUUUCACUGCAGCAAAGUUUUUGAGAGACAUGCCACAAAAUUCUGUCUUUUGCUUGUAAUAUUACUCUAAACGUGGAGAAAAAAAAGCUCAUGAAAUAUUUGAGAAACUUUUCCCACAGCCAAACUGCAAAUCUGUGACUUCAAGAUAUACAACAGUGAUUAGGUUUUAAGCUGCAGCCGUGCUAAGUUGAUGCUUCACUCCUUGUCCUCAACACUUUUACAUAAAACAUGUCCGAUAUAUGUUAAGACAGUGAGGCCUAAAGGUUGAUAUUGACAAACGGAUCUGUCCUGGGGUUAUGUAUCCUGAAACUGAUAUUGUUUGGUAUCACCUUUUGACUUUUGUGCAUUUCACUGCAGCUUCUUGAAAGUUCAAACACAUGAUGUACAUAUUUCCCUAACGCAUUCUUAUAAUGGCCUGUGCCAUUAUCGUACCAUGGGACUGCCUCCUGAGAAACUUUUCUAUCUAUACAUUCCAAUUGGAUGCCUUGACUCAAGCCUUCUGUUACAGACUGAGGGACAACAUGUGUGAGGAGAUUGCUUGUAAAGGGGUAUCUGUUACUUUUUGUUCAGCAAGAACAAAAGUCAGGACAGGUCAGUGACAUGUAGGCAGCAGGCCUUCAUAUUGUGUGGGAAGCCUUUGUUACGGGCAUCAUGUUUGUGUCGCUCUAAGGCUUUGUUUUUGUACAUAUACUAUAAACAUGUAAAUCGCCUUAAUACAUUUCAACAUACUUUAUAGGACAAAAGAUAACAGGCGUAUUUUCAGACUGAGACAAUCCCCGUGUUUCCACAUGAACAUCAGAAAUACUCUCAGGCCUCUUCUGAAGGAACAAAAAUCCUCCAGUGUCUUUUAUGUACCGGCACAGUUCCUCGGCCUGUCCUCACUUUGUCCGUCACAUUUUGAAUAAUCUAUGUAUCCAUGUAACUUUGUUGACGCUUGGGAGCACAGGAGCAGGCAGCAGCAGCAGCUUGUUGAUUUUAACACUAGAACUAAGCUGCUCUUCUCGUGUUAACUUGGACUACUUGAUGAAAAAUAAAAGCCUCUAUAGAUAGAGUUAAGGAAGAAUUGUUAAUUAAUUAUGGACACUUUUCAUUGAAUUCUAAGCAGUUUUUUCCCCAUGCUGCUGAUAUAAAUAACACAUAUUUAUAAGGUAUGAGCGAGAAGGUAGAGGGGAGACUUUCUGGCAACAUAAUGCUUUUAUUUAGUUUUAAGUUUCACGUCAUUUAUGUUGUGGCUCCUUGAAGUGAAAAUGCUGAGAAAGGAAACUUCACAUGGGCCAGUUUGAGCUGAUCUGGAAAUGUAUGUGUUUAGGUGUUAAUAUGAGUGAAAAGAGUGCAGUGUCACAUGCCACACAAUUUUAAUAUAAUUAUUAUUUCAGAUGUACUACUGUGCAUUAGCUUUCUAUCCCUAGUCAUUACUACCAGAUUGAACAUUUUUGUUGUAGCGUGUUUGUUUCACCCUAGUUCCUAAGGUGAAUUGAUCAGAAAGAUAUCGUGUUUUCAGUGUCUCCAAGUGGUUGCUUGUAUGCCUUGUAAAAGUGAUGGUGGGGUAAAUACUGUAAAAAAAAACAAAAAAAAACUAGUGUUUUGACAAGGUGGUCGUUGGGGGAAAAAAAGUAGUUGUUGUAAUUGGUUUUUGCACUGUUACAUUGAUAUGCACUAACAGAAGAGAAACAUACCUCAUUUUAUACAGAACAUAAAUUGUGCAGGAGUGCUAUUGUUCUUCGGGUAUCUUUGAAGAACUGAAUAAUGGCCACAAGAAUGAUCUGAACUUGGGGGUGGUAGAUUUAGCAAGCUGAGUAAUAUGAACUUGUAAAAGUGUGAAAGGGCUGUUUAAUUGUUUUGGUUUAAAAUGAAAGAGUACAUCUGUUAACAAUAGAACCACUUCAAUAGAACUUGCUGCAAUUUGAUAUAUUCAGGUUAGUGGUACACCUAUACCAGGCAAAAAGCCAAAAGUGCAGAGGCCUGAGAACCAGCAUGCAGCUCAUCAAUCAGGAAGAGAUGAAUUACAAUAUUAAAACAUGCUAUUUGAAUUGUCCAAACAAGAGCAGUUUUUGUACAAAAUAAAAUAAUGAGACAACACUGGUACACGGCCCGCUCAGCAAAAAAGGUGUAGGUGCACCCCUAAUUCAGGUUAUUUUUCCAGAGUCCAUGUUUUAACUACGCUCAAACUUUUACACCAAAACAGGCAAGAAGGCUCCUCCAUAAGGCUCGAGUGUCGUCAUCUAUGUAGCACAGGAGGGAAAUGUUCAUUCUUUUUGUAGGAGACACACAUCCAGACUGCUGCACAAUCUAAAGGGAGACAUUUUCUUUCAUGCAAAAUAUCAAGACUCCCAGAUUUUACUUUGUGGUGCAUGUAGAGUGGACUUACAUUUUAUUAUCGAUUCCCGAAAGAAUUUUAUUUCCUUUGUACGGCCCAUUGUGUUUAUAUUUCACAUAAAACAUACAAGCAAAACAAUGUUUGUGAAUAUGGGAGGUUACUCAUUUGUGUUGUUUCAAUGUUCAUCUAUUUACAUAAAUGACCAAAUAAUGUAUGUAGCCUUUCACAUUACAGUCACAUAAUGUAUGUGGUGAUAUAUAUAUAACAAAAUGCCUUAUAGACGAGGGACAUUCAACCUGAUUAGAAGUACCAGGAUAAUAAAAGUCUAAGAUUAAUAA